AUAAACUUUUCAUCCAUGGAUUCUAUACCGGUGAAUUGGGAGGCACUAGACUCUCUUAUUAUCGAUUUCGUUAAAUCGGAAAACCUAAUCGAAGACUCUGUUUCUCCUUCUACUUCGCCGUCGACGUCUCUAUCGCCGUCUUCGUCAACAUCAUCUUCAUCAUCGUCUUCCUCUUAUCAGUCACGAUUACUUAUUCGGCAGAUCAGACGUUCAGUGGAGUGCGGUGACAUUGAUGCCGCUAUCGAUCUCUUGCGUGUGCAUGCGUCUUUUGUUCUUGAUGAUCAUCGUCUUCUCUUCUGCUUACAGAAGCAGAGGUUUAUUGAACUUUUGAGGAAAGGAACUGCAGAGGACCGGGAAUCUGCCAUUAAUUGCCUCCGAGAGUCACUGGCACCUUGUGCAUUGAAUGCAUAUCCAGAAGCAUAUGAGGAAUUUAAGCAUAUUCUUCUUGCCUUGGUUUAUGACGAAGAAGAUAAGAAUUCUCCAGUGGUGAAUGAGUGGUCUCCAAGGAGGAGGAUUGACAUUGCUGGACUGCUGUCAUCUGUUUUAAGGGCUCAUUUAUGUGCAUAUGAUCCUCUUUUUGCAAUGUCAUUGAGGUACUUGAUAAGCAUACACAAGUUGUUUUGCUUUCGUCAGGGAGUUCCAUCACCUAUAUCAGAUCUUACACAGAGAUUACUUCUCGAGGAUCGUGACCCCCCUGCAACACCACUUGAGAGUUCCUAUGAAGCGCCUCCAUUUGAUGAGGUGGACAUACAAGCUCUUGCUCAUGCGGUAGAGCUUACCAGGCAAGGGGCUAUUGAUAGCUUGAGAUUUGCCAAGGGUGACUUGUAUCAAGCAUUUCAGAAUGAGUUGUGCCGGAUAAGAUUGGACGACCCCAUGUUUGAUGAGCUUGUUCAUGAGUAUUGUGUCUAUAGGGGUUUCGUCAACUUCAAUGUGGUGGAUUCUCCUGGGAUGCAACUUAGUAUCAACGACGAUCAAUCAGAGUCUGGACAAUUAUCAAAGAACUGUUCUGCAGAAGUUGGGCAUGGAAACACUAAACUUUCUGGCGGUGACUCCUCUGCUACUCAAGUUAUCAUGGAGGGAUCAUCUGAAAGUAAUACCAACUUGGCUAGCAUUCAAAGUACUGAUACUGAAGAGCGUUACCCUAGUGAAACAAGUUAUGGAGAUUGCAGUACCAGUGGGACUCCUCAAUUCGAAAAAGUUCUGCAGAAAAAUAAGUGUCUUAGAGUUGGCGAAACAAACAAACGGAAAAGAUGGAGGGGGCGACAUGAAAACCCAGAAUUUGUGUCUGGACCUACCAGUGAAAGGAGCAGAGAAGAUCUUAAUGCCGGCAUGACUGUGUUGAAAGAUCAGCAGGUUUCUCCAAACUCAUGCUUCCUGAAUAUGAUGAAGAAUAGAGAGGACAAACAUGAACUUGUCCUGGGCUUGAAGGAAUUAGCUAGCAGAGGAAUGACAGAGGAGGUUGUUGAGGAGAUUAAUGAGAUGGAUUCAAACUUUUUCGUGCAGAACCCUUCUCUACUUUUUCAACUCAAGCAGGUUGAAUUUUUGAAGCUGGUUGGCUCCGGGGAUCAUCCUCAGGCACUGAGGGUAGCCUGUUCUUUCCUGGGUCCUUUGGCUUCUAGUCAUCCUGAUCUAUUGAAGCCGUUGAAGGAGACUUUGCUAGCUUUGCUCAAACCUAAUGAAGAGGCAUUUAAUGAACGCUUGCCCUUAUGUGCUCUUGCCAAUACACUCCAGGUUGCUAUUGGUAGGAGGCUUGGUAUUGAAGAACCCCAGCUUAUGAAGGUUAUAAGGGCCACACUGUAUACACACAGUGAGUGGUUCAAACUUCAAAUGUGUAAAGAUCGAUUUGAAGGGCUCUUAAGGAUCGACACCCUGAAAGAAGUUGGUGCCAAAUUGAUUAUAGAUGCUUCCAGAUUGGAUGUUGACAUGAGCACUGAUGGAUCAUCUCAAGUUACUGGUUCCUCAAAUAAUAGGAAACAGGAAGAUGGAAGUCCAACCCAGUCAUCAGCCAGAGAUGUUGGAUGUGAUGAAACUGCAAUACUAAAAGUUAUGGAAUUUCUGGCUUUGCCCAGAGCGGAUGCAAUUCAUCUCCUUGCACAAUACAAUGGGAAUGCAGAGACAGUCAUUCAGCAGAUAUUUGCAUAGCCCCUAGAUUAUGGCUGAACGAUAUUCGUUUAUUUGUUACAUUGUUUAUUUUACUGUGCCAUAAAUUCUUACCUGUGAGGCUUAUUAGGAUGAAAGGGGAUGGAAUAUCUUAUAAAAGAAAACAAAAAUAGGUGGAAAGGGGAUGUCUUUACGUGUAGCCUGAAGACUUUUCUACGUCAAGUAUGAUAUUGGUUGAUAAGAGUGUUGGUUAUGUAAAGUGCUCUGUAAAUACCCGUCAUAACUGAAGCUUAAAUUGUGCCCUUCGCCAUAUUUACUUGGGCGGAGCAUUCAGGGAAUGAAGAAGUUGAACCUCUUCGUGUUCAAACUAAAUGCUCUCAAGUUACAGAAUCUUAUAGAUUACUUGAACUUACUGUGCGUUUACUGAUGCAGUGUUUGUUCCAGUGUGUCUACAUUAGUCAAACUUAACUUUUGCUUUAGGAGUCUUUUAAGUCAAAAAUUGAGUUGAACAUAUAUGUAAUAAAAAAACUCGAGUAAACAAAAGACGCCACUUUAUGUAUUUAUACUUUUAUAGGAACGUAUUUCCAAAUUGCUACAUUGAUAUAUUUUUUGAGUGUAUUAUGGGCAAGUAUUGCCAUAUAUUGUUUAUUGACUGAUAUACAGAAUGAUAUGCUACAAAAGGUAUGCAGCUUUAAAUCCA
Messenger RNA from Solanum dulcamara, 2800 nucleotides. RefSeq lists its product as uncharacterized. Lineage: Eukaryota; Viridiplantae; Streptophyta; Magnoliopsida; Solanales; Solanaceae. The transcript has 12 exons. The record is from RefSeq and is a predicted model, not a curated record. Bases 16 to 2142 code for a protein of 708 amino acids.